ACAGUGUUUCUCAUGGCGAGGGUGCCGCCUCGCCCUCCCUGGUGUAAAAAUGAAUGUGGAGGUGCCAAUGAAGCCGGGGAAUCCAAGCUGAGUGCUGUUUGCUUAGGAGGAGUGGAUGCUGAGCUGUGUGUUUGUUUUGGUAUCUGGUGUGGGUGAGGUGAUUGGAGCAAGGCGGAGAGGCCUGGGGCUGGCAGAGUUUGCUCAAGGAAACAAGGCUGGCGUGGUAAGAUCUUUUAAUGGACCAGCUUCCACUGGUGAGAGAGGCAAUUUUGAGUUUACCCAGAGCUCUGGGAAAGGUACUUGGAGAGUCACAGCUACAUACAAGGUGGAACCAAUUGUUCAGUGUGAUGCUGCUCGGCGAUUCAGGCGUGGGGAAAACCUGCUUCCUGCUCCAGUUCAAAGACGGGGCCUUCCUCUCUGGGACCUUCAUAGCUACUGUCGGCAUAGACUUCCGGAAUAAAGUUGUGGCAGUGGAUGGUGUGAAAGUAAAAUUGCAGAUCUGGGACACGGCAGGGCAGGAGCGAUUUCGUAGUGUGACCCACGCCUACUACAGAGAUGCCCAGGCUUUGCUCCUCUUUUAUGACAUCACCAGCAAAAUGUCCUUUGACAAUAUUCGGGCCUGGCUCACAGAGAUACACGAAUAUGCCCAAAAGGAUGUGGUCAUUAUGUUGUUAGGCAAUAAGGCUGAUGUGAGCAGCGGGAGAGUCAUCAAGAUGGAGGAUGGAGAGUCGCUAGCCAGGGAAUACGGAGUGCCUUUCAUGGAGACCAGCGCCAAGACAGGCAUGAACGUGGAGCUGGCAUUUCUGGCCAUUGCCAAAAAAUCUUACGAUGUGGGAGUCCAGCCUUCGAGGAGUCACUCCUGGCAGCACAGCCAAAGCCCUGCCUCUCGGGAGUGGCUUGCGUCAGCCUUGCCUGCAGAACCCAGGACCCCAGUGAUCAGGACUCAGCUGGUUCGUCCUCCAAACAAGCCAGGGCCCAGUGUCUAUCUGGACUGGACCAAGACAAUGUUGGCAGCAUAUCCAGUGCCCCGUUUUCAGGACGGGACCGAGUCAUCCUCAGCAACGUAUCCACAACCCUGUAUCUAUCUGGAUUGGGCCAGGUCAGCACUGCUGCACAGCCAGGAUCCUGCAGCUUUCCAGUCCAGAGUCCCCACCUUUCUGACCAGUUUUCAUGGUAUGUCUCUGCUCUGGAGUCUCACCAGGCUGAGGGAGUCAGGGCAGCGAACAGAGCAGGAAGAACUAUUUCUCACUCUCUUGCAUUAGCAGGUGAAGUUUUCCUGCAGCGAAUGAAAUCAGCAGAAGUGUUUGCUAAAGGAAGAGGAAUGGGAGACCUUUCCCCUGUGACAUCUGGUCCCUCCCCUUUCCCCUCACCUCCCCCAGACCCCUGCAGCUGGGCUGUCUCAUGUGCCCACCUCCUCCUGCCUCUGAGCAUGUCCCAAGCAAAGGACUUGGGGUGUGCAGUGUUAUUAUAGUGCCUGUUAUGUUGGAAGAAAGCUGCCGAUUGUGGAUAGUGGAGAGAAAGGAGGUCGCUAUCUAUUUUUCUGACUUUAAAAAGAAAUGUGUCAAAUCUGCUCUUAUUUAUAUUUAUCUCAGGCUAGAUUGCUAUUUAAUCCUUUAUGAGAGACCAAGUCCAGCAUGGCACGGACGCGCUCUGGACCCUGCCCUGCUCCUCUUCUAAAGCAUUGGCACUCGCGCUGCUAAGGUGGGGGUGAGCAUGGAGCCAGUAUUGCCAGCCUGUUUGGAAAAAGGCUGUGCCACUUGCUGCAGAAUCCACCUCCUGGCAGCCACCAGAACAGGGGAGGUCUUAUUCUGCCAGCUCAGGCCAUUGCACUCCCCUGGUCGCGCUCCUACAGAUGGCGCUAGGAGCUGCGCCUCUUCCUGUUGAAAUAAAACUGCUGACAAUUAAGGGCCUGAUCCAAAGCCCGCUGAUGCCUUUGACAGUCUCCCUGUUGAUUUCACUGGGCUCUGGAUCAAGCCCUAAUUGCUGAAUGACCUGGUGUUUCGUGCUCUCAAAGGCAACCCCCUGGUGCCUCUCUCCGGGCGUGUUCAAAUAACCUUGAAGCUGUGACACGAAUUGGUCCCAACUGCAGAACAGGAGGCUUUGCGCCUCUCUCCCCAUUGCACCCCCGUAAGCCUGGGUAUUGCAGCACAUGUGGUGCCUUUGAUUACGCAGCAUUCUGAAGGCCCUGGAGCUCACCAGGGAAACACAGGGCAAAGGAACGAUACGUGUCCUGCCUUCGGUUUGGUUUUCCUCAGGAGUGCUCAGGGAAUUGAUAACAGGGCACAGGGCCUUUGACCUCUAGGCCACCAGCUUAGCUUCAAUCAGAAUUCUUACUGAAGCCCAGGGAGAGAUUCCCACUGGCUUGAGUGAGAGGCAGAUCCAGUCAAAAGGCAGUGGACUGAUGGUUACCAGCGGCUGCUGCUCUGGGGAGUGGCAUGUGUGAAAUGAGUCUCUGGCCGGUUCCUACGAGACGGGUGUGCACAGUACAGAAAUAACCCUUGCAUUUGGCACCGAGUUGCCAGCAGAGCGGCCAAGCUCCACAUGGGCAUGGAGAGCAAGCUCCCCUUCUACUCCCAGACAUGUUGAUGGGAGAUAGUGGGAGAAGGCUUCUCCCCACUGCCUACACAGUAGCUCUUUUGUCAAUAGUUAGAGACCGUCCGUCUGCCAAGCUCUCGAGCCAGCACUUCUACAGCUAUUCUUUUUUAGAGUUUAGAUUUCCUGACUGUGGCCCGGGUGUGUCACCUUUACCAUGAUUUUACCAUUUGUCUGGUUUUCAUUUUCCUUUCUCUAGUGCAAGUUGCAAACCCCUGGUGAUUCCUGUGGCCCCAUUCAGCAAGGCACUGAAGCACAUGCUUUACGUGAGUCCGAUUGACUUUGCUGAAUU
Gopherus flavomarginatus (Mexican gopher tortoise) is the source of this 2884-nucleotide messenger RNA. RefSeq names its product RAB37, member RAS oncogene family (gene RAB37). The record is from RefSeq and is a predicted model, not a curated record. Lineage: Eukaryota; Metazoa; Chordata; Testudines; Testudinidae. Gene Ontology annotation, molecular function: GTP binding; GTPase activity. Gene Ontology annotation, cellular component: Golgi apparatus; endosome. The coding region runs from base 237 to 1262 and encodes 341 amino acids. The transcript has 9 exons.